GAGGGAAGAUAUACGGGGGAUUGCAUUGCAGUACACUUAUCUUACUCCCUGCGUGGAGCCGGAACUCGGGGGUGUGAAUGAGCACAAACUCGCGGCUGGUUGGGGAGCUGGUGACAAAAACACGCAGCGCAUUUGCGCCUCAAAACGCGGACCGAAAACCUGACGCACUGCUCAAAAGUAAAAAAGGUCGCCUCCACGUUUUAGAAGAGACCGGAAAGUGGUCAAAACAUUGGACAGCGAGAGCGCUCUUUUAAUCUCUGAAUGCUCACGGAACGGCAACUGAUGUUUGGCAAAGACUGCUGCUCCUGCUGUACGGACCGGGCCGCGGAGGAGCCACAAAACAAAAGAGGAGGACAGCAGAAGCCAAACAGACGGCGCGCCGCGGAAGGGAAGGAGGGCAAAGCAGAAGGCGCGUGUGUGCAGAGAAGCAGUGCCCUAGAUCUGAAAGGCUCCUGAGUUACCGUGUCGUUCAGGCUCCUUGCAUAGUGCAUCUCAAGCCGCAGCUGGGAAAAACAACCGCAAUGGGAAUGCGCAGAGUGGCGGCACAUCUCCGUGCGUAAAUGGAGACCCACCGGUGCAUUUUGGCUGUACUUCGUAUGCGUACAAUAUAUUAUGGUUGUCACUAACUCUCGUCCUUGUCCCAUGACCGCACUGGUAUAGGUGCACUAUAGACUUCCUCAUACUUCACAUCUACCAUGAGUGAUGGCGAUGCCUGCGGUAUCUGACAGUACCGGUGCGCAGAGCUUCAGCGCACCGGAUGGCAAUGGCUACUUAAAAACAUGUGUCAUCCCACUGUGCGACGACCGAGAUUACGAGUCGUGGGUGAGGCUAAUGUUCUCAAAAGUGCGGAGUUCCCACAGAAUCCGGAGUGUGGUGUGCGUGGGGUCGCUCUCGGUCUUCCUCGCUCUGUUGGUCAAAUGCGCAGACUGGAGAGCUGAGGCCAGCAGCAGCAGCAGCAGCAGCGGCGGCGCUGACAACAGAGUCUCGGAUUCAUCGUCCCUCUUUCACUUCGUUUCGGGCUGCGCGGCGGAGCUGCUGCAAACUUGCUGGAGUGUUGUUUCCCCGCUGUUCACCCUCGUGUGCGCCUUCUUCUGGGUCGGCGUCUACUUGAUCCGCUGCGGAGUUCUAAUCCGGACCGUCCUCUCCCUCCUGACCUUGUGCCACCUGGGCGAGUCGGCGGCGCGCUCCCUCCUGGACGGGACAGAUGAGCGGCUGUUUCCUUUCGCGACAGCGGCCGUGGUCGUGCUCGCCUGCGUGGCCGCCGGCUCACUCAUGGUAGCGCGUGUGAACCAGGGCAUAUCCGUGCUGGUGUUCAUUAGCCUCGUGAGGACCAUCUCGCUCUUCUCGCUGCACAAAGUGCGGGCCACCUGGAGACCGUACGUAGCGUACCUGGUUGGAGUGCUGGGCAUCCUGCUGGCGAGGUAUGCUGACAAGCUCCUUCCCAACCAAGGGAGACACAAGGAGGGCUGCACCCCCGUGACUGGAGCUGGGGAAGAGAUCCCUGUAUUUAAAAGGCGCAGGAGGUCCAGUUCUGUGGUAGCCUCAGACAUGGCACACAGUCAGUCCAACAGUAAGUCACAUCGCCGGACCUCUCUGCCAUGCAUCCAGAGGGACCAGAUGCUCCCCCGUUCGGAGUGGGACCACAAGAGAGGCUCCCGAGGAUCACAGUCAUCGGGCACCACUGUCAUGGUGGACAUAGCGGUGAUGGGAGAAGCCCACGGACUGAUCACAGACCUGCUGGCUGACCCCUCUCUGCCCCCCAACACCUGCACGUCACUGCGGGCUGUCAGCAACCUGCUGACCACCCAGCUCACCUUCCAGUCGCUGCACCGGCCGCGCCCCGCCUCGCUGCUCAACCCCGGGGACGCCUGCACCUUCUCCGACUCGGAGGAGGGGCCGGAGAAGGGAGAGAAGACAUCCAUCCAUAAGCGUCUAAGGCGGAGCCUCCACCCGGGUCUUCUGAGAAGGAUCUCUUCCACGUGGACCACUACCACCUCUGCUACAGGCCUGCCCACCAUUGAGCCUGGGCCCGUCCGAAGGGACCGCAGCGCCAGCAUCAAACCCUUCCAUGAAGCACUCACCUGCAGCUGUGGGAGACCAUACAUCAAACUGAGCCAUGGGGAGGGUUCUAUAGACAAGGGAGACAGGAUACCACGGUCAGCAGAGGAUCAAGCAGUGGUGUCAUCCGACUACGAGAGCACCCACGAAGCCAACCACAGUGACAGCAGCGAUGUAGCACACACAGAGGAGGACACAGAGGAGGGAAAAAAUCCUGCCCAAAAUGUCAUCCUCCACCCACUAAUACCUCCGGAGGACCAGCCAAUUCUGGCUCCAGAGCCUUUAGUUAUGGAGGACUUACAGCCUUUGAUGAGUCAGCUAAAUAAUUGGAACUUCCCCAUCUUCAGCUUGAUGGAGAAAACCAACGGGAAAUGUGGCCGGAUCCUCAGUCAGGUCUCCUACAGGCUCUUUGAAGACACUGGUCUGUUCGAGACCUUCAAGAUCCCCGUCAAAGAAUUCAUGAACUACUUCCAUGCCCUUGAGAAUGGUUACAGAGACAUACCAUAUCACAACCGGGUCCACGCCACAGACGUGCUUCACGCAGUCUGGUACCUCACCACGCAGGCGGUGCCCGGUCUGCCCAGCCUCAUUGCUGACCACGGCUCGGCCAGUGACUCAGACUCAGACAGUGGAAUAACACACAGUCAUAUGGGCUUCCUGGUUUCAAAGACCUACACUGUGUCAGAAGACGGUUACGGAUGCCUGUCGGGACUCAUUCCUGCUCUGGAGCUGAUGGCCCUUUAUGUGGCCGCCGCGAUGCACGACUACGACCACCCGGGCCGAACCAAUGCUUUCCUCGUGGCCACCAGCGCCCCACAGGCAGUGCUCUACAACGAUCGAUCCGUCCUGGAAAACCACCACGCUGCCUCAGCCUGGAACCUCUUCAUGUCGCGGCCAGAGUACAACUUCCUCGUCAACCUGAACCACGGAGAGUUCAAGCGUUUCCGUUUCCUGGUCAUUGAGGCCAUAUUGGCCACUGAUCUGAAGAAGCACUUUGACUUCCUAGCUGAGUUCAACGCCAAGGUGGGCGAUGAUCCAUCCACGGGUAUUGAUUGGUCUAAUGAGAACGACAGGUUGCUGGUCUGCCAGAUGUGCAUCAAACUGGCUGACAUCAAUGGGCCUCUGAAGUGCAAAGACCUGCACCUGCAGUGGACCGAGGGCAUCGUCAACGAGUUCUAUGAACAGGGCGAUGAGGAGUCCAGCCAAGGCCUACCGAUCAGCCCCUUCAUGGACCGAGCAGCCCCGCAGCUGGCCAAGCUCCAGGAAUCCUUCAUCACACACAUUGUGGGACCGCUGUGCAACUCCUACAACUCAGCCAGCCUCAUUCCUGGACGAUGGGUGGAGCCCAACCCGGAGGAGGAGGAGGAGGAAGAGGAGGAGCCGGAGAGUGCUGAGAACGAGGAGGAUGAUGAAGAGGACACUGCAGAGGAGGACACGUCCACCAGCUCAGAAGCAUCACAGAAAGGAACAUCCAAGAACAGAAGGAAAGUCUUCUGCCAGAUCACCUACCACCUUCUGGAGAACCACGAGAUGUGGAAGAAGGUGAUCGCAGAGGAGGCCCAGCAACAGGACCAAGGCGCAGAAUCUGUCCAUUUAAACAAUGUAGCCGAGCCAAUCCUGGCUAUUCACGAGGAGGAAGAGGAGCCAGGCAGCCGAGAGGAGCUAGUAGAAGGAGAAGAUCCGGAGGAGGGGGGGGAGGAGGAAUCCGAGUGGCCGGUUUCUCCACAGGAGGACUCUCAAACUCCAGUGGAACUAGCCGAGGAGGAGCCACAGUGAAACAGCCUGCUGGCCAUGCGGCACCGGACGGGGCAAGGACGUGAAGAAGUAUUUCUUGUUUUCCUAUAAACUGACUCCUGUCUUCGCCAGCACUUCACUUAGACACAACACUGUAGAUGUUUGGGAAAUGUGUGCCUAUACAGAAAAAGAAAAAAAAACAACAGGGUGGGAACAUUUUUGCUUUACACAAUUUAUCUAAAUAUCUUGUUUCACCAAACAGUUAAAGGAGCUUUUCAUUUUGCAAUACAGGAUUAUUUGUGUACUUUGGGAUACUGACUCUUUUGCUACUGUCAAGAGAAGAGGAAAACUGCUUGCACAGACCUCAACCCAAUGUGGUAACACAGGACUGCAGACAUUUGCUGCCAAUUUAUAUAUAAUUAUUUUCUGAAUGCAAUAUAUAGACAUCAAAGUUACUUGUACUUGUGUUUCAAUUUUAGCAAGAGUUUUCGAGGUCUCACGUGGGCCAUAAUAUGUUUUCUUUUUCUAUAUAGGGAUUAUAAAGGGAGCCAAUCAAAUGAGGAACAUUGUGGUGAUCUUUUUAUUCCUUUCAACUUCCGCCAAAAUAAAUCACCCAACCAUAGAAUUUAGCAUACGAAAUCAAAUGAUAGCACUUUUGUGUCUUACAUUGGUUGCCAGGUUAACUACUUUAUACAACUUGGGGGAGCAAUAUUACAUUAUAGUAGGACCCGAGGCUCCUUACACUCUGUAUUUAUGUGCUUGCGUGUGUCUGCAUGUUUAAAUUAGUGCGCUCAAAUGCACAAUACUUCUGCAGAGGACAUGGAUGAAUUCAGCAGAUUAUUUCUGCCAUCUCUGGUCUCCAGCCCAGAGCUGAAUAUAGCGCUUAUAACAGGGUUAACAGUCUCAAAUGUAGUCCAGUAGACAAGGCAACAGAGGGAUGUUGGAAAUGAAUCUGUGCUCAAUAUGAAAACCAAAAAGGGAAGACGGUACACGGAGCAUACAAUAAUACUACCAAAGUGUUAAGGAACAAACAACUGCAUUCUUAUGACACAAAGAACCAGAAAGCAUGAUCUAUUCAACAAAAGUCCCUCAAAUAAAUGGGAUGUAAAAUCCUACCAAGUUCUUUGUAGGUGGCCAUAUAGAUUAAUUAAUACACUGUCUUACUGUAUCUUUUUUUGUGCAAUUUUGUACUCUCUGACUAUGUGUUUGGACCCAGUGUGCUGUAUCACAGUCUUUAUUUACUGGUUUUCAUUAUUUAAAAACCUGCAAAUGAUGCUGACCUUUAACCCUCAGGAAACACUCAACUGUUGAAAUUCAAAGUAGACAUCUGUACCACCUGUGAGAACAGUUACAGUUACAAACAUGCAGGGAUAGAAAGCUAGUUUUGUUCAUCAAAGGCUUAGAGCCUUUAUGCUACAACCUCUUUGACUAUUGUAACAUAUUUACAUCCAAACGCGGGGCAUCCGGGUGAAUUCUUCUCCUGGCACCAGGAGACGUUGAUUCUCCCGGAGCUAAGAGCAAACUAUCUAGAGUUCUUCUGCAAGUGAAAGCCCAAUCAGAUGAGUCAAAUCUGAGAAGUCCAAGGGUUGAUAAAAGUGUGUUGGUGCAAAGCUGACGGCUAAAUACUGAAAAUGUCUGAAGCCAGUUGAAAAUAUUGCUCUUAAUAAGGAGAAAUGCAUCGCAGUAAAAGUUGCAUUUUUAGUAAUGAUGGGGAUGGCAGCAAUACGUCUUAUUUCAUUUGUUAUCUAGUUUUUUUAUUUGGAUUUUUUAACCAAUGUCCCGUCACUGAUACUCAGUCCAUGUAAAGUCAUCCCAACAUUUGGCUCUUAAAUGUUGUGUCCCUUCACUUUUUUAUGGUGGAAUAAUUGCAUUAGUAGCGUAGUGUUAUUAUAUUCAGAGAUGAUUGUCCAUCUAAAAUGCAAAUCUUGUUGUUUUCUCAUUGCUUCAGGAUCACUGUGAUUAUGAAAAAGAAAGGAAAUGAGUAGGUUUGUUGUAGGAAUCGUCACCCUAGACAUUUAAUUGGUGAAAUCAAUGAAAACAUGGUUUCUAAAAACAUGACUUGUAUAUAAAACUUUUAAAUAAUUUUACUGACUUGAAGUUGCAUGACAUCCCCUACUUUCCACCAAGAAAAAGCCAACAAGGUAAAACAAUUAAAUAACCAACUGCACCGUAGCUUGAGUAAAAUGCUAAAUGUCUCUGAAGAAUUCCCCACUUUGCUUCAAUAAUUCACAUUGACGGAGAAUAAGUGUUUGAGGGACCCCGAGCAGAUCUUGACUCGAACCAGUAAAGUGCUCCACGCCCAAUUGGCAGGUCAACAGUGAGGCAACGUGUUGUGAAUUAUCCACCGCGGCUCCCGUUGACCUCUGAUGACCUACAUGCACACUUCAGUCUGAUGUGCGCCGGUGUCCCAUCUCAAACGGUACCACAUCUUUCCUAAACAAUCACAUUUCUUGUAAACUAUAAAAGGUAACGCGGCACACGGGUCGACCCGUGUGUGCUGGACAUGAAAAAAAAGGCCCUUGUGUGGCGCCAUUGGAACGACACGCUAGAUCCGCGGCGGCGUGUUGACUGCUGCCCUGACGCUGCUCUCUGCUACGGUGCAAAGGGGGAGGAGGACAAACUCAGGAAGUGCAGCUUUUAGGCCAAAACAAGUUGAAUAUAAUUGGUUGAGCCAGUGGUUAGAAAGGCAUUAGACAGAGAAUCAGAUCAAACUCGAGGCAGCCGGUGAACUUCUUUUUUUUUUUUUUUUGUGGUUUCUUGUGAUCUUGUGUUCAUUGUAUCUCAAAUACAAAAUUCCUCCUGUUUCCUCUUUUGUUGCUGUAAUUCAUCCCCAAUGAGCUAUAAUCAUCAUUCCAUAGACAAUUAACACGGUUCAGUCGGCAUUUCGAAAAACCUGAUGAAAACCCAUGUUAUAAACGUAAGCAAUUAAAUACAACACAGACUCCUUCUCUAAAGUGGUCCAGAUUUGAAUAUAUAUAUGACUACAUCAACUUAAACUGUUUAAUCCUCCUGCUUUGUGAAUGUAAAAACAUUGUGUGUGUAUGUGUGUGUGUGUGUGUGUAUGUAUGUGUGUGUGAGAGAGAGAGAGAGAAAAAGAGCAAGAUCAUUUAUGUCUGUAUGUAUUGAUUUUUCCAUCGGCCUCUCUAAUGUGAUUUAUUUUGCCUGUGUUUACUGUUGAGUAGAGGCUUACUAUCAAGUAGGGGUGGUGAAAUAAUGAAGGGUAAAGUGACGCAGAAAGUAAUUCUUCAAUUCUCCUCAGAUGAAUCUUCCGUUGAUGUGGAAGGUCCACUAGCAUAUUUUUCCUUUGUGCUUCCUCUUUGACCUGCCGCGUGUUGGGAUCAGGGAUCCUCACUGGUUACCGCGGUGAUUCAUCACACGUCUCUCUCACCUCGAGAGGUGAUGAGAUUCUGUCCACAGUGUUAGUUUGUUGGUGGUCGCUCUCAUUUUUAGUGAUGCUUCUGUCCGCUGUCACACAAGUCCAUAUUUGAGUUUGAACUGAUACAGUAUAUCAGUUUUAAUCGUGUAUUUUUUUUUGUGUCUGGAAUGGUUUUGCUUCAUUGUCAUAUACUUAUUCACACAUUAAGCAUAAUUGUAACCAUGGGAACCAAACAAGCUUUACAAUUAUGUAAAACAAAAUGAGAUGAGUAUUUUUAUAUAGUUGACACAUGAUUUAAUAAUUGUUUUCUUCUCACUAGUACCUUGCACUUAUCACAUGUACUAAUACUUACACAAGGAAGAAUAUGUCCAAAUACACAGUAUUUGUGAAAGUAAAAUCAUUUUCUUGCAGGUUGACGCUCCAUUUUGUACAAUAUACAUAUUUGCUGUACAGUAGAGAAAUUUUAAAAAUACAAAAACUCUUUUAGAUAUACAUUAUUUAUUUUUACCAUUUUGUAAUUUAGACACUAUACUGUAGCUUCAAUAUUGCCAGACUUACUGGAAGUGCCUAUAUUGGUAUUAUGUAUCAUACAGUGAAUAUAUUUGAAGAUCAUUAGAAGUUGUCACAAACUGAACCAUGUGGAUGUUGUAAUGUGAAUACAUUGAAUUACAAGACUAUAAUUUCUGUGGUA
Messenger RNA from Pungitius pungitius (ninespine stickleback), 7859 nucleotides. RefSeq names its product cGMP-inhibited 3',5'-cyclic phosphodiesterase 3A-like. Gene Ontology annotation, molecular function: calmodulin-activated 3',5'-cyclic-GMP phosphodiesterase activity. The transcript is spliced from 14 exons. Gene Ontology annotation, biological process: oocyte maturation; positive regulation of oocyte development. Bases 703 to 3834 code for a protein of 1043 amino acids. The record is from RefSeq and is a predicted model, not a curated record. NCBI's taxonomy places the organism in Eukaryota, Metazoa, Chordata, Actinopteri, Perciformes, Gasterosteidae. Gene Ontology annotation, cellular component: cytosol.